AGCUCCCUGCGCCACCGAAGACCAGAUGCCUCGCCAGGCCGCCUCGCGGUUGGUGGUGGGAGAAGGUGAAGGACCCCCGGGGGCUUCAGGGCCCGUGGCCACCAUGCUCCGCUCCCUGCUGCUUCACUCUCUGAGGCUCUGCGCCCAGACCGCCUCGUGCCUCGUGCUGUUCCCGCGCUUCCUGGGCACGGCCUUCAUGCUCUGGCUUUUAGAUUUCUUGUGCAUCCGCAAGCAUUUCCUGCGCCGUCGCCAUCCUGACCACCCUGAACCCGAAGUAGAGCUCAACAGUGAAGGAGAGGAGGUGCCCCCCGACGACCCACCCAUCUGCGUAUCGGACGACAACCGUCUGUGCACCCUAGCCUCUCUCAAGGCCGUGUGGCAUGGCCAAAAGUUGGAUUUCUUCAAGCAGGCCCACGAGGGUGGCCCUGCGCCUAACUCGGAGGUCAUCCGACCUGAUGGCUUCCAAAGCCAGCGCAUCCUCGACUACGCACAAGGGAGCCGCCCGCUGGUGCUCAAUUUUGGCAGCUGUACCUGACCACCGUUCAUGGCGCGAAUGAGCGCCUUCCAGCGCCUGGUCACCAAGUACCAGCGUGACGUCGACUUCCUCAUCAUCUACAUCGAGGAAGCCCAUCCAUCCGACGGCUGGGUCACCUCAGAUUCGCCCUACACCAUCCCACAGCACCGCAGCCUGGAGGACCGUGUCAGUGCGGCAAGGGUCCUGCAGCAAGGUGCACCUGGCUGUCCUCUGGUCCUGGACACCAUGGCCAACUCCAGCAGUUCCGCAUAUGGUGCCUAUUUUGAGCGCCUCUACGUCAUCCAGAGUGGCACCAUCAUGUACCAGGGAGGCCGUGGCCCCGAUGGGUACCAGGUGUCUGAGCUGCGCACUUGGCUGGAGCGCUAUGAUGAGCAGUUGCACGGUACUAGGCCACGUCAGUUCUAAAUAACCAAGGGACCAGUGACAGACAUUGGCGGGCUGGGUCCUCGGGCCUUCGAAGCCCACAUGCUAGUGCUACAAACGAAGUCAAGAUUGUCGGGGUGCCCAUGACACAGAUGCGCACAGCCACAGAACUCAGAACUGAGUCUGGCUCUCAGCCACCUAAAGACUUAGCAUCCCUAAGACUGCUAUAGUGACUCCCUUUUGUACCUGCUUGGUUUGCUCUCGGGAGCAUCGCUGUGGCUCAAACUGGCAUCUUUGUCCCUGCUGGAGUUUACCUGCUGGACUUUCUCACACUUGCUCCCCAGCGCUCCUCCAGCAACUCCAUAGUCCCCAGCAUCUCACAGAUCAGACUUGUCGGCCACGCCCGCGCGCGCCCUGAGCGCAGCUGGGUUCCAGCAGCGCCACAGGCUCUUGCUAGUUGCCUGGCACCCACCUGUCGCGCGCGCAGGGAGUCCUGCUGCUUUUGUGUUUAUUUCUUGUCCCUGGGUUGGGGGAGGGGUUGGGGAUAGGGGAAGGGUGGGCAGGGUAUUUUCCCCGCCUAGCUUUGGGUGCGCUGGAGCCCGGCUGCUGAUGACGAACCGUCUCUAACUGGGCUUGACCACGGGUCGGCUCUGAAUUGCAGGGGAGCUCUAAAACAGCGCUUAAAGUAAGAGGGGGAGAGUGCUCUGGAUCCCAUGAGGAACCUUCCAAAAUGGGGUGGGAGAGGGACGUGGUAAGGGGUAGGCUUUGGGACCAAAGAAGUGGCUUGAGGCAUUGGCGAGGUUCGCAGGGCCCCAGAGGGAGGCUAGAACUCCUUGGAGAAGGGGGAGGGGGGCUAGUUCGAAGAAAGGGAGAUGGGGGAGAUCCUGGGAGUCCUAGGCAGAGUGUUACGAUUGGGGGCGGGGUAGGGUGGGGGAAUGAAGACCAGUCAGUGAGUGUUGUGUUGGAAACAUUCCUUGUGUAUAAACUUUUAAGCUACAAUAAUAAAGACUUGAAGGAAGUUGUUCUGA
Messenger RNA from Peromyscus maniculatus bairdii (prairie deer mouse), 1926 nucleotides. It is a transcript of the gene Dio3, whose product is annotated as iodothyronine deiodinase 3. Gene Ontology annotation, molecular function: thyroxine 5'-deiodinase activity. The record is from RefSeq and is a predicted model, not a curated record. Lineage: Eukaryota; Metazoa; Chordata; Mammalia; Rodentia; Cricetidae. Gene Ontology annotation, biological process: thyroid hormone metabolic process.